AUGCCUAUCCAAUAUACCUGCAUGGGGAGGCCUGUGACGCUCCAUAUGCCUCCGAGGAGAUUCCAGGCCGUCUUCAUCAUCCUCAUCUUUCUCGUUUUCAAUCUAGUCUUCUACGGGCCACCAUCGCGCAAAAGCAUACCUACCUACGACCAAGUAGCCGACGCCGUCAAGCACCCGCAAGCACACGUUCCUGACCUUGGCCAACUCCCAUCUGUGCCCAAUCCAUUCGGCCCUUCCCCUCACAAGCCGCCCGUUCAGGCCAACAGCACUGCUGCUAGUGCAUACGGAGCUAUAGAAUGGCUGAGUGACUUCAAGUGGCGGAACCCUUUCUCGUCUUCUGUGACUCUCGACGAGAACAGAGCCUUGCUGCCUCCUCUCCGCGAACGACCGCCCAUUUACACCUACUAUGAUGUGCCCAAGAAGCAGGACAAGGACGUAUCGGCUGCUGAGCAAAGGCUUCUUUUGGCAUGGCGAAGGGCGUGGUGGGCACAGGGUUUCAAGCCCGUAGUGCUAUCCCGCGAUGAAGCUAAGCGCAACCCGCUCUACCAAAUCUUCCAGCGCCUAAAGUUAGAUCCAAAAAUUGAAUUCGAGGUCAUGCGCUGGUUGGCAUGGGGGCAUAUGAAAGGCGGUGUUCUCGUCAAUUGGCUUGCUCUGCCCAUGGCCGAGUACGAAAACCCCAUGCUGAACUUUUUGCGACGCAACGAGUAUCCCAAGUUGUCGCGCGUCCAGUCCCUCGAUAAUGCCAUCUUUUUCGGCGAGCAAAUAGCUGUCGACAAUGCUAUCAAGAAGCUUGCCGAUAAUCAGCUGUUGAAGAAUGUUACGGCCAACAAGGACAAGUUGACCAAGCUGGCCAACAAGGAGGGGGGGCCAGUCGUGAACCUUCUGGCUUCGGCAGAUGUGGCAGUGGAUGUCAAGGCUGACGGUAUUGCGUCUUAUAGUACCGCUACCAUUUCUAGCAAGUAUAAGACCAUUGCCGACAAGCUUACCAACACGACCAAAGCGGAAGCGCUUACUCUGCUUGAAAGUCUCAUCAACUCGCAUCUUCAUCUUACAUGGCAAGAGCAACACCCAGAAGGUGUAACAAUCGUGAAGCCAGUGCCGGAACACACGACUGCGCUCAUGUUUGAAGCCACUAAUAUUGCACGCAAUCUCACGCAAUGCCCAGCUUCUCCAAUGCCCAAGACGUGCCCGCCCAAUCGGCCAAAAUGCAAGCCAUGUGAUGCCAACAAGGCGAUGAAACUCCAAAUUUUCCCAGAAUUUGUCAACACUACCAAGUUCUUCACAAUCGGUACUGUGCCUCAUCCAUACACGCUUACUUCGUUGCAUUACACACGGGACACAAUCGAUAGUAACUUCCUACGUAACAAUGCCGAGCGCGAUCUCUGGAUCCGGAAGUUGACCGACAAGUCUGUCCCAGGAGACCAUACUGAGGAGAUUCGCGUGCUAAGGUUCAAAGAGCUCGUGGCAGCCAUCCCUGCUCAUUCACUGUGGUUGACGGCUGAACGCAUUACUCAAGAUGAUCUCGACUGGGUCUUUGGUUUUGGCCUCCCCCAGAUGGCAUCCACUACCGCUGAACCUAGCUCGCCGAGCAAGGAGUCCGAGCUUAUCAUCUUUCCUCGCCCAGGACCUCCCAAGCCCAUUCAAAGCAUCGACAUACCCGAUGACAAGUGGGUCGAAAAGGAACAAGAACGCCUCAACAAAGCUCGCGAUGCCAUCAAAAGCAAGGAUAGGAACAUGAAGAAGAUUGUGGGAGCAGUAGAGCAAUGGAACUUGGCCGAUACAGAGGCCUGGAGGUUUUCUAGGGCUUAUUCUGCCAGAAGACGACAGGAGAGAAAGAAAUGGGAGGAAGAGGAGGCCAAAUACUCGGGCAGUGAGAAGAAGGCCGGUGUCAGGCCUGGAUCAGGUGGAGGAAGAUGGAUUGACAAGAACUGA
Bipolaris oryzae ATCC 44560 is the source of this 1932-nucleotide messenger RNA. RefSeq lists its product as uncharacterized. The record is from RefSeq and is a predicted model, not a curated record. Lineage: Eukaryota; Fungi; Ascomycota; Dothideomycetes; Pleosporales; Pleosporaceae. The coding region runs from base 1 to 1932 and encodes 643 amino acids. The transcript has a single exon.